CUGCAGUGCGCUCUGGACCGAGCUCCUGAUGGUAGCGCGGUCGACUGAGACCAGCUAGUGCUGCCCAUCGAUAACUUUGAGGAGCAGUGGGUGCUGGCCGGGGUUCUCUGUGCAGUGUCCCCAUCUGGCUCCCUCAUUUUAAACCACUGACCCACACCCCCUGACCGUGUUUUUCAUUAUUUGUCCCCUGGAAUCAUUUGAUCCCCAGAUUCAGUCGUCCCUCCUCCAAGGCUGGGGGGGGGCUUUUUGUCCCCCUAAGGUUUCAAAUAGUGCCCCACUACACUGCCCCACAGAGUACCACCAGUCCAGACUUCACCUCCAGGGGCAAGGAGGCCUGGGUUCAAAGUUAUUGGUAUUAGCUGCAUGGGAGGGACAGUGGGUCAAGACACCACACUCAGAGCUUCCAGCCCCAAAGGGCUUGUUUGAGCUUUUAGCCUGGUGGAGCUGAGGGAGGAGUGGCCCAGAGCUUCUAGCUCCAUGGGGCUUCUGCCUCUGCUGGGUGGGGAAGGGGGAGGGUUGGGGCUCUAGUCUUUAGCCUAUCUGGGUAGGGAGGCUGGGGGGGGAGGGGCGCACCAACCUUUAGCAGUGGGGUACCAGCAUUGGAGGACUCUGCUUUGCAAACCCUGACACUGCUCACAGCCCGCCCCCCUUCAGAACAGCUGUGUUACACUAUACUUGUGUACAUGUUCACACACACAAGCCCAAAAGAUGCUAAUUCCACUCAACACACUGGUACAGUCUCGGGUUUAGCUCCGGUGCAGCUUUGUUUACACUCAAAUCGAGACAGGCUCCUGGCAAUAAAGCAAAUGCGCGUAAAAUUCCAAAACGUUGGGAGAAUUCUUCCCUCGCUGAGACUCCCCCUCGUGUGAAUUACAAGCCAGCACCACGGCUCCUCCCCGCUCCUCCGUCACUGGACCCACGAUAUCAACCAUUAUUUUAAGAUCUGCACGUUAAACUCAACAAGUUCCCUGUCACAGCCCGUCCAGAUCAGAGUGAGUGAACACGAGAACUCUCCCUAGUGGAGAGCCGGCGCCAGUGGCUGCUUGCUGCCUGCCUCCCACAGCCUGCCUGCGAGACACACACACGGAGCUCUCGUCCUAGCGCCACAGCACACGCCACGCUCUCCAUCGCUCAUGCAUUUCCAAAAGUAGCAGGGAAUUCAGCUUCAUCAAAGCAUCUGCCUGCGAGACAGGAACACUACAGAGAUUGCUUCGUCCUGACCAGCUUGGAAACGGUGGCUGCUGAAGCGACCCCCUCCCUUUCUACCCCCUCCCCCUUCUCCCUUGGAUUCGAGAUCUCAGUGAAGACAAUUGCAGUAAAUGAGGACAUUUCAGGAGUGCGUGGCUGCCGCCGCCGCCGCUGCCUCUAGCAAACGCUCUCUUGGUCACAGCUGAAUAAAUGUCUCAGUGUGAUAGCUAAAGGGGUGGUGGUGAUCAAGUCUCCGGAAAGCAAAAGAAAAUUCCCAGCCGGUGUAUCUUGCAGCAGAUGCUCUACACCAGUGGAUCGUUUCACUGCAAGCUUGCAGAAGUGAGCGGAGAGAAAUGCAUCACAAAGGAAUUGCACAGACUUUUAGUUAUUUUUAAGGCAGCCUAAGGCAUCAUGGUGAGUAAGGAAUCCAGCAAAUGCUUACUCACAACCACUGAAAGUGAAGUUGAGCCAGCAGCUUCACUUGCUUUGGAGAUGAAAUAUGCAUUGGAUCCCAACCGACAGAUUAAGAAAAGAAACAAAGCCCUUCAGGUGAGAUUUAAAGAUAUCUGCGAGGCCCAGAAUGAACAAAGGGAGAAACAACUAUCUACAAUACAGCAUGCAGACAAAAAAGAAACAAAACCCAUCUCUUAUAAAGCAGCUUAUCGUAAAUAUAUGACGGUCCCUGCACGAAGGUCAAUACCUAAUGUCACUAAGAGCACAGGAGUUCAGACCUCACCAGAUCUUAAAAAGUGUUACCAGACAUUUCCUUUGGAUCGCAAAAAAGGGAAUAUUAUUAAAAGCAUCUCAGCUGUUGACACCUUUAAGAGUGAAAACAAUGGAUUUUUAAUAGAUAUUAAGGAUAAAGAUAAUAAAAACUCAGGGGAGGCUGCUCAUAGUAGCAAAAUCAGUGACCUAAAGACAGCAGAGUUUAUUUCCCAUACUAAUGAACGCAUGAAUGCAGUAGAACAGCCUUCUAGUGACAACUGUUCAGAGGCAUGUAGAAGCACUGAUUUGCACAGCUGUACUAAAGAACCUCCUUCUCUUCAAAACUCAGCAGACUCUACUUCAGAAGAGCCUGAUUACCAGCUGCAUGAUAACGCAAAACAUGAUACAGGACCACUGGAUAUUGAGGAAUCUAAUCAAUCAGCACAUGGGAAAGUGUUUAAGACGGAAGUAGCUACAAUUUAUUUACCUGCUUCCAGUUCACAUGCCACACAGCCUGACCUGCAAAACUCUGCAGCAGAGACUGAGUGGUCACUCUGCCCAGCAAUAGAGGAGGAAAAAAGGAGAACUGUGCAUCUUAAUGGUCUGCAAUCCCAAUCAGUGAAUGCUCAGGCCUACUCAACACAGGCACAGUGCCCAUCAGCCGAAUGUAAUGAACAGACCCUUCAGAUAAAUGUUUCACCUAUGGAAGAAAACCAGCCUUGUCAGACAGCAGUUGCUGUGAGUGAAGAAUGCCAACAAAUUGUGCCUCGUACAGAAGUGGUAGACUUGAAAGCACAGCUUCAGAUGAUGGAGAAUUUGAUCAGCUCAAGCCAGGAAACCAUAAAAGUGCUGUUGGGUGUCAUUCAGGAGCUAGAAAAAGGAGAAGCUCAUAGAGAAGGGCUUUCAUAUCGGACUGGUCAAGACACAGCUAAUUGUGACACAUGCAGGAACAGUGCAUGUAUUAUCUAUAGCGUGGAGCUGGAUUUUAAACAGCAGGAAGACAAACUACAGCCGGUACUGAAAAAACUUCACCCUAUUGAGGAAACUCAGGUUGCACCUUUGCCUUAUUCUCAGGAGAGCUACUCCUCAACUCCCAAACAAAAAUCCAAAACUGAUUCAAAAAAACAUGGAAGAUGGAAACUCUGGUUUCUUUAACAUAGUCCAUUAGCUAUGUAUGGAGUUUAAGGCCUUCUUUGAAACAUAUUUGGAAUUCAAUUAAUCAACUAAAAAGGGUUCUUGGUAAAUGGAUCAGUGUUAUUAGCCACAGUUACUCUGGUUAUUAUGGAUAGCAUUCAGUUCUCACCAUGUGUACCAAAAAGGCCUUUGUACCUAUAAACUGAUGUUCAUGAGCAAGGCGUUAAAUCAUACCUUGCCAACUUUUACUUGCAGUUCACCAAUGUGGGAUGUAAAAUCCGAAUUGAAAAUUGUAUAGACAAAGAUAACCAGUAAAAUUAUUCCCCCCCUUAGAUCUAGAAGUAUCACAUUUCAAUCUAGAAAAUGCCAUCACUAUUUUCAAGCCUUUUUAUGUUCUGUUUUAAACAUUAAUAAGGAAAAAAGCAAGCCUUAUGUUUGCAAAGAUCUUCAAUUUUACAUUUAAUUUUGCAAAUAAGUGGGGGUCAUGAGAAGUGCAAUUUUUAGCACAUAAUAUCCUGGAGAAAGCACAAUUUUUCAAAUGGUACAAGACCAUGAAUAAUCUCUAUGAUGUGACUAUGUGUGUGUAUUUGCCUUCAUGUGCUGUAAAGUUAAAUGACGUUAUUACAUCUCAGCUUCUUACUGACACCUCUGAUUUAGUGUCAUCUUUAUCAGACUUAUGACAUAUUUACUGCUCUUUUCCAAAGGACGAGCAGCCAGAAACCACCUGAAGUCAGGACACGCCUUUAAUCACUAAAAGUUGACAGGGUCAAAGCACUAAGCUUUCUUAGAUUUCACUUGUAUCUUUUGGUACCCGAAAGCCAAAAUGUUAUGUUCUGGCACAGAAUAUGAAAAAAAAAUGGAUAAUAAUAAAAUGGCAGAUUGUUGGCAGUUGUAACAAUUUAAAACCUUUUUGUAGUUUAAUCUUGAGAAAAACUGUACACCACUGUAGAGGGUGCUAGAUAUUUCAUAAUAUGCAUUAUGCUUUUAUUACAAGAGUUCAGAGGGGACUGGCAACUUUAAUAGUUAUUUAUUUAGCAGAGCUUCUAAGAUCAAUUUCCAGACCAACAUAAUAUAUCAUUUGUAUUAAAAUAAUAUAUCAACUGUACUAAUCAAUCACACUUCAGGGGGAAAGCUGUCAAUCAAAUUUCUUCUGAGAGUUUUAAAAACAGUAACACUUUAAAUCCACUGUAAUCUUUUCCCUUUGCAUAUUAAGCACUGUCAUUAAAAACUCUAAUUUAGGUGACCGUCUGGAAAACUCUUGUAAUGAUAGGGACUGGGAAUCUUGUUUCUUUUUGUUAAAUAAUUUGAAUAGUGUACACUCAUUUGACAGAAACUGGGAUACAAGAUACUGGUUCUGCAAUUUCAUAUCCCAAGGCAUCAUUAAGAUGUGGAUUUUUCAGUCUUUAGAUGCAGCAAAAAAACUGGAAGAAGUGAAUUCCUAACAGAAGAGUUUGCACCUACUAAAUAAACCUGGA
Pelodiscus sinensis (Chinese soft-shelled turtle) is the source of this 4502-nucleotide messenger RNA. RefSeq names its product inhibitory synaptic factor 2A (gene INSYN2A). NCBI's taxonomy places the organism in Eukaryota, Metazoa, Chordata, Testudines, Trionychidae. Gene Ontology annotation, biological process: inhibitory postsynaptic potential. Gene Ontology annotation, cellular component: postsynaptic density. The record is from RefSeq and is a predicted model, not a curated record.